Messenger RNA from Lolium perenne, 4998 nucleotides. Its product is annotated as ABC transporter C family member 3. Gene Ontology annotation, molecular function: ABC-type transporter activity; ATP hydrolysis activity; ATP binding. Lineage: Eukaryota; Viridiplantae; Streptophyta; Magnoliopsida; Poales; Poaceae. The record is from RefSeq and is a predicted model, not a curated record. Gene Ontology annotation, biological process: transmembrane transport. Gene Ontology annotation, cellular component: membrane.
CAAGAAGCCGCGCCUUGACCGCCAUCGCCGUCACCACCCGUGCACCGGUGACCCACGUGUCGCCGCCUAUAUAACCCCGCGCUCCCCCACCCACUCCACUCAACUCAGCCGCUUUCCCGACCCGGCUCGACCACCCAUGCCCACCGUGUCCGCGUCGUUGCCUUUGGCGGCAGCGAUGGCGGCGGGCGAUGACCGGCAGCCGCUGCCUUUCCUCCUGCGGCCAGUCCUCCUCCACGGCGCCGGCGCCGGGGCCCACCUCCUGCUCGCGCUCGCCGUCGCCGCCCGCCUCCUCUUCGCCACCGCCAGCCGCCGCGCCAAAGAAUCACCCGCGGCGGCUGCGAUUGGCUUCCGGUGGUGCCGCCUCGCGGUGCGCGCCACGUGGGUUCUUGCGGCGUGCGAGCUCUUCCUCGCCGCGUACUCGCUCGUCUCGUGGUACCUGGACGGCGGGGCCAGGUGGGCGGCGCCCGACGCGGUCGCGGACUACGCGGACGCCGCGGCGCGCGCGGUGGCGUGGCUGCUGCUCGCGGCGUACCUGCAGCUCGAGCACCGCCGCCGCGGCGAGGACCGGCUCCCCGCGCCGCUCAGGCUCUGGUGGGCGCUCUUCCUGCUGCUCUCCGUCCUCGCCGUCGCCGUCCACGCCGCCACGGUCCUCCUGUACAAGCUCCCCGUGCCCGCGCUUGCGUGGGCGCGCGACGCCGUCUCGGUCGUAGCAUCCCUUGUGCUGCUCGUCGCCGGGUUCUCGGCCAAGACCCCGGCGGCGGGCGGCUCUGCUUCCGAGGAGCCUCUGCUCAAUGGCGCGAGCGAGACGGCCAGCGCCGAGAACGACACCGUGGACGCCUCCAUGUUCACGGGCGCGGGAUUCCUCAGCGUGCUCACCUUCUCCUGGAUGGGGCCGCUGCUCGCGGUCGGCCACAGGAAGACGCUCGACCUCGACGACGUCCCGGACCUCGACACCGGGGACAGCGUGGCCGGCCUGCUCCCGCCCUUCAAGGCCAACCUCGACGCGCUCACGGGCGACGGGAAGGUCACGGCUUUCAAGCUCACCAAGGCCCUGCUGCGCACCGUGUGGUGGCACAUCGCGGUGACCGCGCUCUACGCGCUCAUCUACAACCUGGCCACCUACGUCGGCCCGUACCUCAUCGACUCCCUGGUGCAGUACCUCAACGGCGACGAGAGGUACGCCAGCAAGGGCAAGCUCCUCGUCGUCACCUUCAUCGUAGCCAAGGUGUUCGAGUGCUUGUCGCAGCGCCACUGGUUCUUCCGGCUGCAGCAAGCCGGGAUACGCGCGCGGUCCGCGCUUGUCUCCGUCGUGUACCAGAAAGGGCUCUCCCUGUCCAGCACCUCCAGACAAAGCCGCACCAGCGGCGAGAUGAUCAACAUCAUCAGUGUGGAUGCCGACAGAGUCGGCCUCUUUUCAUGGUACAUGCACGACCUCUGGCUGGUGCCGCUCCAAGUAGGCAUGGCGCUCUUCAUCUUGUACUCCACCCUUGGGGUCGCCUCGCUUGCAGCCCUCGGUGCCACCGUCGUCGUCAUGCUUGCCAAUGUGCCUCCGAUGCAAAUGCAGGAGAGGUUCCAGCAGAAGCUCAUGGACUGCAAGGAUGUCAGGAUGAAGGCCACAUCUGAGAUCCUGCGCAACAUGAGGAUUCUUAAACUGCAGGGGUGGGAGAUGAAGUUCCUGUCCAAGAUCAUUGACCUGCGGAAGACAGAGGAAAGCUGGCUCAAGAAGUAUCUGUACACGUCCACCGUGGCCACCUUCGUGUUCUGGGGUGCCCCGACCUUCGUCGCCGUGGUAACAUUCGGAGCCUGCAUGCUCCUAGGGAUACCAUUGGAGUCAGGGAAGGUGCUGUCUGCAUUGGCCACGUUCCGAGUGCUUCAAGAACCAAUAUACAACCUUCCCGACACAAUCUCGAUGAUGAUUCAGACUAAGGUGUCUCUUGACAGGAUAGCUUCUUUCCUCUGUCUCGAGGAGUUGCCAACUGAUGCUGUGCAGAGGUUGCCAAGUGGUAACUCGGAUAUCGCAAUUGAGGUCAGCAAUGGGUGCUUCUCCUGGGAUGCCUCAGCUGAAGUGCCAACGCUGAAGGAUCUCAACUUUCAAGCUCGGCAAGCCAUGCGGGUCGCCGUCUGUGGGACGGUUGGGUCUGGGAAAUCAAGCUUGCUCUCUUGCAUUCUUGGUGAGAUGCCAAAGCUAUCAGGAGAUGUCAAGACUUGCGGAACAAUGGCAUAUGUCAGCCAGUCAGCAUGGAUACAGAGUGGCAAAAUUCAGGACAACAUACUGUUCGGCAAGGAGAUGGACACUGAGAAGUAUGACAGGAUCCUUGAGUCAUGUUCCCUGAAAAAAGACUUGGAGAUAUUACCAUUUGGUGACAAAACGGUCAUUGGAGAGCGAGGCAUCAAUCUUAGUGGCGGGCAGAAGCAAAGGAUUCAGAUAGCCCGAGCUUUGUAUCAGGAUGCCGACAUCUAUUUAUUCGAUGAUCCAUUCAGCGCAGUGGAUGCCCAUACAGGGUCCCACCUCUUCAAGGAAUGUUUGCUUGGGGUUUUGGGUUCAAAGACAGUUGUUUAUGUUACGCACCAGAUUGAAUUCCUACCUGCGGCUGAUCUUAUUCUGGUAAUGAAAGGUGGGAGAAUAGCCCAAGCAGGCAAAUACAACGAAAUCCUUGGAUCAGGGGAAGAGCUAAUGGAACUGGUUGGUGCUCACCAAGAUGCUCUCACAGCAUUGGAUUUGAUUGAUGUUGCUAAUGGAGGCAGUGAAGCUUUCUCUUCCAGUGGCACAGCAAGCCUUUCCAGGUCAUUGUCCACAGCUGAGGAGAAAGAUAAACAAAAUGGCAAAGAAGACGUUGACAAGGUUCAGAGUGGGCAGCUGGUGCUGGAAGAAGAAAGGGAAAAAGGCAGGGUUGGGUUCUGGGUCUACUGGAAGUACCUUACAUUGGCUUAUGGAGGGGCUCUUGUACCAUUCGUGUUGAUAGCUCAGAUACUUUUCCAAGUCCUUCAAAUUGGUAGCAAUUACUGGAUGGCUUGGGCUUCUCCUGUGUCAGAAGACGUCGAGCCUCCAGUGAGCAUGUCGACACUGAUAUACGUCUUUGUUGCAUUGGCUGGUGCAAGCUCGCUGUGCAUCCUCGUAAGAGCUCUGUUUCUUGUGACAGCUGGGUACAAGACAGCAACCCUGUUGUUCGACAAGAUGCAUAUGUCAAUAUUCAGAGCUCCUAUGUCUUUCUUCGAUUCCACUCCGAGUGGCCGCAUCUUGAAUAGGGCUUCAACUGAUCAAAGUGAAGUGGACACCAGCAUUGCUUACCAAAUGGGUUCGGUCGCAUUUUCCAUCAUACAACUAGUUGGAAUUAUUGCUGUGAUGUCUCAGGUUGCAUGGCAGGUGUUUGUUGUUUUCGUCCCUGUAAUUGUUGCCUGCUUCUGGUAUCAGCGUUACUACAUUGACACAGCCAGAGAGCUGCAAAGGCUGGUAGGGGUUUGCAAAGCUCCUAUAAUACAACAUUUUGCUGAAUCAAUCACUGGAUCUGCAACCAUCAGGAGUUUUGGCAAGGAAAAUCAGUUCGUAUCUACUAAUAGCCAUCUAAUGGAUGCCUACUCUCGACCAAAAUUCUAUAAUGCUGCAGCAAUGGAGUGGCUUUGCUUCCGCUUGGAUACACUCUCGUCUGUUACAUUUGCCUUCUCUUUGAUAUUUCUGAUCAGUCUACCGACUGGUCUCAUCGAUCCAGGAAUUGCUGGUCUUGCUGUCACAUAUGGGCUUAAUUUGAACAUGCUGCAAACAUGGGUUGUCUGGUGCAUGUGCAAUUUGGAGAACAAGAUAAUAUCAGUAGAAAGAAUUCUGCAAUAUAUGAGCAUUCCCGAAGAGCCCCCUCUUUCAAUGUCAGGAGAUAAGCUGCCUCAUAACUGGCCGUCAGAUGGAGAAAUUCAGCUGCGUAACCUACAUGUGAGAUAUGCUCCACAACUACCAUUUGUUCUGAAGGGUCUUACAGUUACGUUUCCUGGAGCCAUGAAGACUGGUAUUGUUGGAAGAACAGGCAGUGGUAAAUCAACUCUUAUACAGGCCCUUUUCCGUAUCGUGGACCCUACUAUCGGUCAGAUACUAGUAGAUGGUGUCGACAUUUGCACCAUUGGACUGCAUGAUCUGAGAUCUAGACUGAGCAUCAUUCCACAAGACCCAACGAUGUUCGAGGGAACUGUGAGGAGCAACCUUGAUCCUCUUGGAGAAUACAAUGACGAUCAAAUCUGGGAGGCCUUGGAUAACUGUCAGCUAGGAGAUGAGGUCAGGAAAAAGGAUCUUAAGCUUGACUCGCCAGUGAUAGAGAAUGGAGAAAACUGGAGCGUGGGUCAGCGCCAGCUUGUCUGUCUAGGUAGAGUGAUUCUGAAAAGGACUAAAAUACUGGUUCUGGAUGAAGCGACAGCUUCAGUAGACACUGCGACGGACAACUUGAUCCAGAAAACACUACGGGAGAAUUUUUCAGAUUCAACGGUCAUCACAAUUGCUCAUCGAAUCACCUCGGUCCUUGACAGCGACAUGGUCUUGCUUCUCGACAAUGGUGUGGCCGUGGAGCGCGAUACGCCGGCGAAGUUGCUAGAAGACAAGUCGUCUCUGUUCUCAAAGCUUGUAGCAGAGUACACGAUGAGGGCAACACAUACGUAGUGAAACGAGUGAAACCUCCAGCUAUUCUCCCACGCCGUUGAGGCUUCUUGAGCAAGUCUGAUAGUCGACGAUGAUGAAAAAUACUGGUAGAUGAGAUGUGAAACAUUAGCUGAUCUACGAUGGUGUUAGCCCUGCUAAUACUAGCGGUGACUCUUACAUAUUCUGAAGCAUAAAGCCGAAAAGAUGCUUAAAAGUCGGUUAAAGUAGUAUUAAUUUCUAAAGAAAGUAGUUUGCUUAGAAUAAGAACGGAAUCCUGAUUCAUAGUCGUGUUCUUUAUGGUAGAGUACACGCCAGAGAAGUUUUGGGACUAAGUAAUUUGGACUGUGUGAUACCUGGAUAAAUAAGAGGUUCAGUUUUUUGCA